CAGGUGAGCUACCCAGGCGCCCAUUAUAUGAAUUUAUGAUGGCCAUUCUCAUGCUCACUUAUCAUCUUUUAGGUUGUUGCAGCAGUUUUGGGGUUGAUACCAUUUGUAACACAGAUUUGGUGUACAUUUAACCAUUUUUCCCCACUCAAUAAUUGAUAAAAACAGAAAUCCCUCCUAAAUACCACACUAAGACACCAAAACCUUGAGGAACACCAUAGAAAACUCCAUACUGUGAUUUGGUAUCAAAAACUUUUGAGAGAUUUCUGCAAGAAUUGCAUUUUUUGGCGAUUGGAUGGCGAGCACUUCUGAUCUGGAAACUGCUGCCCUUAUUUUCAAUUUAUUAAUGGAAAGCCAUACAUCUUCUGUUUGUGGUUGGGAAGUUUCAAUAGGCUGUGAUUAUCCUAGAGGUCACCACAGGUCAUUUUAAACACAAGUUUCAGAAAAUGGUCUCACUAAAUUGAAAUGGCUCCCAUCACACAUGAAUACAUUGAAUCCAAAUUGAAUCCACAGGAGCCUCACCUUUUCAGUCAUACCCAAUUUAUGCAACUCCAAGACAGUUUAGGGACCCCACUAUGCAGAAAUAUUAAAACACACCUUUUUAGAAUAGGCGAAAAUAACACAUUUAUACUGCAUGAAAACUGAAAAAUGGCAUGGUUAUUGCCCAAAGUGCAUGGGAUUAUCAUGGCGUGGGCAUAUAUGUAAAGGGGAAACUUGUGGGUACACAUAGAACCCAUUUUCAUUCAGAUACCUUGAGAAGAAAGGUCCAAGGGACCCCUUUGAAAAUGGCCAUGCUAGUUUUUCCCUUGCCCAACUUUGGAGCAUAAUUGAGCCACCUUUCCAACAAGCUAGCUAGCUACAGCCUCUGAAAGUCUUUGCGGCCUGUGAUAGAGGCUGACACACCUCCUCAGCAUGCUUUUCUGUGGGAGGAGACUGAGCGGGAGGGAGGAGGAGGAAGAGGAGGAGAAGUGGUUGGAAAAACUGUAAUCUGACUCCUCCUUUCAGUUGGACGUCUUUCUGUUUACUAGCCAAACCCACCGAGGGGUGAAAGGUCACAUUCUUUGCCCCGCGCUGCUUCUCCAAUUGGUCUAUCCACAUCAGGUCGAGAUGACUUCCUAUUUCCUGUUUGCUGGCUCAGUCUGCUCAGGCUUUUGUUUAGCUCCAGUGUUUUAAGGCUAAUAGGUUUGCCCAGGCUAACACGCUCAUGACAACAGACGUCUGUGGCUUGUCAGGAUAUUGUGAAACAUGAUCUCGUGCAGAGGCAUCAUCCAGAUCUCUGCAGCAACGGUUUAAUGAGCCUGAUUUCCUGCUUCACAGCCAACCUGCACCUUCCCUCAGCCCCAGCAGCAGUCGCGCACCCUUAGAGAGAUGGCUCAUUCUACUCGUGGAGCCGGCUCCCUGGCUGGUACUUCUCGGCGUGGUCGAGGCUCUAAGAGCUCUGGCUGCGUUUCCUCUCAGAACCACGGAGGCGACACCGAGAUGCUGGAGCGGCUUCUGAAUAAGCCAAAGUUGGUGGUGGUGGAGGAGCCCAAGGAGAGAGGCAUGAGGUUUCGCUAUGAAUGUGAGGGACGCUCGGCCGGCAGCAUCCUGGGGGCGUCCAGCACCGAAACCAACAAGAGUCAGCCUGCCAUAGAGAUUCAAGGCCCGAUUGACAACUUAAAGAGGGUCACAGUCACAGUUUCCUUGGUGACCAAAGACCCCCCACACCGGCCUCACCCCCACUGCCUUGUGGGUAAAGACUGCCCAAACGGUUCAGGAAUCUGCAGGGUCACGCUCAAUCCUCACAGCAACCGACGUCACAGCUUUGCUAACCUCGGUGUCCAGUGUGUGAGGAGGAAAGAGCUGGAUGUUUCACUUGAGAAAAGAAGAAGCCAAAAUAUCGACCCCUUUCAAACUGGUCACUCAAAGGGCAUUGAAGACAUGGACAUGAAUGCUGUGCGUCUGUGUUUUCAGUGUGAGCUUGAGUGGGAGGAUGGCAGAAAAGAUUCUCUCAGCCCAGUGCUGUCAAAUCCCGUUUAUGACAAGAAGGCCACAACUACAUCACAGCUGAAAAUUGGCCGUUUUAACCAGUACAGAGGUUCUUGCACCGGAAAGACAGAGAUCUACAUGCUCUGUGACAAAGUUCAGAAAGAUGACAUAGAGAUCAUCUUCAGGAAAGGAUCGUGGAAGGCGAGCGGGGAGUUUGCCCAGACAGACGUGCACCGGCAGAUCGCCAUCGUGUUUAAGACUCCACCCUACCAGGACCAGGACAUCACAGAGGAAGUUGAAGUCAGUGUGGUCCUGCGUCGCCUGUCAGACCAAAUGGAGAGCGACUCUGUUACCUUCACGUACCUGCCACACAACCCAGAUCCAUAUGAGGUGAAGCGGAAGAGGAAGAUAAAGUCAGACAUCAGCUUCAGAGAUAAACCUUGUGUGACAGCAGAAAGUGCACCUGCUGUGGAGCAGCCUUUCCACUUCCCGGAGCCUCAAACCAUGAUGUCUCCAGACGAGAGGCCUUGUGCUGCCCAGCCUGGGUCCUCCACUUUAGGGGCAAUGUGUUACAACGAGCCCCAGGACUCCGACAAUGGCACCGAUGCGACGGCCAUCCUUAACCAGUUGCUGGAAAUGCCUGCAUUAUGGGACAUGAUUUCCGACCCGAGCUUCACUUCACCCGCUGGCUUUGAACAGGGGCCCGACCCAGCGUUUGCAAACAUGGACAUGAACUCCAACCAGAACUUUGGCUUGUAUGCUCAAGACUUUUCACAUUAUAACUACAGCGACUUGCAGUUCAACAUGCUUGUCAAUGAGAACCAGACUCUGCAGCCAGAGGCACAGGACAACUCCUCCAACAUGGUUCAGGUUAAGACAGAAGAGGAGCUAUGAGGAACAAGAUAGUCUGGAUCAUGAAGCUCUAGGAAUAAUUAGACAUUUUGGGAAAUUCACUUAUUUGGUUUCUUGCCAAGAAAAGAAGAUCGAUACCACUCUCAUGUCUCUCACCACCAGAAUGGUAUGGAUCUUCUCAUCUACAGUAACUCUCGGCAAGAAAGUGUAUUUCCCAAAAUGUUGAAUUUCUCCUCUGGAUUUAGAGCCAAACAAGAUUGUGUCCACAAUGUGUUUGUCCUUACACCACAUCUUUGUCUGAAGACCUUGCUGGUCAAGGUUUUAGCAACCAGGAGCAGUUUAAAAUCCCUACAUAUGUGCCGGUAAAUGCUGCCAGCAUUAAUCGUGAGUAGAAGGUGAUUCUCAGUUAGCGUGGAGCUUAAAAAGAGAAGUCAUGAACAUCUAUAUUUAACUUGGGAACAAUAGAAACCCUCCCAUGACUCGCGGUAUAUUGUAGUAAAUGAUUGGUGAGGUAAGACUGAAAUACUUGUCAUGUAAUGUUUGUCUAAGGUCUGUUUUGUUUGCUUUGACAUGAUUUUGGGAAAAGGACCUGACUUACUAUAAAAAGUUGAUGUAGGAUUUUAGUUUGAAAACACAAAAAAGUCUCAUGUAUAGUAGUUUCAGAUCUACUCUUCACUUUGCUCUUGUCUGUUAUUACUCUGUUGAUGUGGCUGUCACCCCAGAUGGCUUGUUUGUUAAUAUUUAAUCAACUUAAAUGCAACAGAAACUCAUAUUUAUAGCUCUCUGUCAGUUCCCAUUGUUUGCAGUUUCACUCUCGUGCUAAACAUUCAAAUUUCCACUCGCAGCUUGUCACAAGUCCAACUCCGCCCCCUCGCUGUAGCGCUGUAGUGUCAAUAUUUCAGUGGAGAAACAAUAAAAUGUCUGUGUUA
Molecule: messenger RNA, 3746 nt
Organism: Perca fluviatilis (European perch)
Lineage: Eukaryota; Metazoa; Chordata; Actinopteri; Perciformes; Percidae
Gene: relb
Product: v-rel avian reticuloendotheliosis viral oncogene homolog B
Exons: 9
Coding region: 1366-2859 (497 amino acids)
Biological process (GO): canonical NF-kappaB signal transduction; inflammatory response; response to cytokine
Cellular component (GO): cytoplasm
Molecular function (GO): RNA polymerase II cis-regulatory region sequence-specific DNA binding; DNA-binding transcription factor activity, RNA polymerase II-specific
Source: RefSeq, a predicted model, not a curated record